This is a messenger RNA of Patella vulgata (common limpet), 6088 nucleotides long. RefSeq names its product transient receptor potential cation channel subfamily M member 3. Gene Ontology annotation, molecular function: monoatomic cation channel activity. Lineage: Eukaryota; Metazoa; Mollusca; Gastropoda; Patellidae. The record is from RefSeq and is a predicted model, not a curated record. Gene Ontology annotation, cellular component: membrane. Gene Ontology annotation, biological process: protein tetramerization; monoatomic cation transmembrane transport. The transcript is spliced from 27 exons. The coding region runs from base 327 to 5732 and encodes 1801 amino acids.
GCUUCAAUUUGUAUAACAGCAUAAUUUAAUCUGGUCAUUGGACAGGUUACAUUUGACUGCACCCGACUGCCAUGAAUGCGAAAUAAUUAUCAAUUUUAAAGACUUUAAAUUCUCCUAAUCCGAAGAUGUUUUAAAAUUUAAAAUGAAUGUGUGUAAUAUAUAAGUUUAGAUAGGAAAAAAAGUUUUGACAUUUGUAUGGAAACUUGAAAUAUUGUUUUAUGACAGCUUGUGAAUGUUACCUAGUGAGUUUACUUGUGUGACAAGUUGAAAGAAUUAUGGACGUAUAACUAAUUGUACUGCAAAGAGAAGGAAGAAACCUUUACAAUAUGCAGUCGGCGAACAGCUCACCGUCGGAGAAGAAACGAAAGAGAUCGGUGUUUACAAAGUCUGUCUCCAGUGGACAGUUAAAUACAUCUGUCCAACAACAAAAUGGACACUUCGAAAGGCAAAACUCCUGUGUUAGUUUUAUUGAUCUCCCGUACGUUAUAGACAGUCCCGAUUUAAUCAAACCCAUCUCCCUUUCGUCGCUUCCGAAAUUUAAAUCGUUGUACCAAAGAUCGAAUUCAGUAGCAUCAUGUUCUCCGGUUCCAGGUCUAACUCGUUCCAAUGGAAGUUUUUCAAAGAUGGCAUCCAGGAGAAACUCGAGUGGGAAUUUCCGCCAGUUAUCCGAAAGCCUUGUAUCUCAGAAACAAUAUACCCGACCUUUGUCAGCAAGGACCAAUUCCAGUGGAUUUUUUGAUACUUCAGCUGACACGCUACCCGGUGAUACUAGGCUAUGGUUUUCAGCAGGUGGGAUGGCCUUCAACCAAACCUCCAACCUUAAAGUAAAAGAUGGACAAACAACUUCAGCUGAGAAUGCUCUAUUAGUUCGCCAAAUGAGUCAGAAAUGUUGGGUAGAGAAAACAUUCUACAAGAGAGAAUGUUCCAAGUUUAUCAGAAGUCCCCGUGAUCCAACAAAAUGUUAUUGUGGAAGAGGAGAAUCAUGGCACACAACAUUACCUCCAAAUAUAACCAGUGCAAGUAAAGAGGAGAAAUGGCAUCCAUACAAACAUACAGAAGCCAAACCAACCGACGCCUAUGGUACCAUCGAGUUUCAGGGAGCUCCUCAUCCUAGUAAAGCUCAGUAUGUCAGAUUGAGUAGUUUUGAUACAAAACCAGAACAAGUACUACAACUCUUACAGAAGAAUUGGGGUUUAGAUCUUCCCAAAUUACUGAUCACAGUUCAUGGAGGCAUCCUCAACUUUGAUAUACAGCCUAAACUAAAACGUGUUUUCAGAAAGGGUUUGCUAAAGGCAGCGAAAACUACUGGAGCUUGGAUUGUUACGGGUGGAACAAAUACGGGUGUAACUCGUCAUGUUGGUGAUGCUAUCAGUGAUAGAACAACUAAAGCUAAAAAUAAGGUUGUGGCAAUUGGUAUUGCACCAUGGGGUGUUGUGGAGAACAGAGAAGACCUUAUUGGUCGUGAUAUUGUAGUGCCAUACCAUUGUGUAUCAUCAGGGAAGAGUAACUCUGCCGUCCUUAAUAGUAAUCAUUCAUAUUUUAUGCUGGUCGAUAAUGGUACCGUAGGAAAAUACGGAGGAGAUAUUCUUUACAGGAAAAAACUCGAAAAAUUCAUCUGCCAGCAAAAAAUAUGUAUUACUAGUGGUUUUAAAGGUAGAGGUGUACCAGUGAUAUGUGUGGUAUUAGAGGGAGGAGCUAAUACUAUAAGAUCGGUAUUAGAAUAUGUGACAGACACGCCACCUGUUCCUGUAGUUGUCUGUGAUGGUAGCGGAAGAGCAGCUGAUUUACUGGCUUUCAGUCAUAAAUAUACCAGUGAUGACGGAACUAUGCCUGAAAGUCUAAGAGAUCAACUAAUCUUAACUAUACAGAAGACAUUUCAAUACACAGCAGAACAGGCAGAAAAACUCUUUAUAGAACUUAUGUUAUGUGUCAAAAAGAAAGAAUUGAUAACUGUAUUUCGAAUGGGCGAAGGAAAUCAAGAUAUAGAUCUAGCUAUCUUAACAGCUUUAUUAAAAGGUCUAAUUUUAGGGACGAAUGCCAGUGCUCCUGAUCAACUAAGUUUAGCCCUGACCUGGGAUAGAGUCGAUAUAGCCAGAAGUCAUAUUUUUGUUUAUGGACAAGAGUGGCCAGAGGGUUCUCUAGAACAAGCUAUGAUGGAUGCAUUAAUCAAUGAUAGAGUGGACUUUGUUAAAUUAUUAUUAGAAAAUGGUGUCAGUAUGCACACAUUUCUAACUAUAUCACGAUUAGAAGAACUCUAUAAUACUAGACAAGGACCGUCCAAUACCUUACGAUUUCUUUUCAGAGAUAUAUGCAAGCAUCAACAUUCUAGUUAUCGCGUAACUCUACCUGAUGUUGGCGUGGUUGUUCAACAUUUGAUGGGUGGAGCUUUCAGAUCAUCAUACUGUCGUAAAAGAUUCCGACAAAAAUACUACGCCUUAAAACAAAAUGGAGCAUCAUUAGGUAAUGUUGUUACGUCAAUACCACAUCUAGUUAAUACCAAGAUGGCGGAAGAUUUAUUCCCAUACCCAUUUCAUGAUUUAAUGAUAUGGGCCGUUUUAAUGAAAAGACAGAAGAUGGCCCUAUUUAUGUGGCAACAUGGUGAAGAGGCCAUGGCAAAGGCUUUAUUAGCAUGCAGGUUAUAUAAGGCCAUGGCACAUGAAGCAGAUCAAGAUGAUUUAGAAAUAGAAUUAACUGCCGAAUUCAGGAGAUAUGCCAAAGAUUUUCAGACAUUAGCGUUAGAAUUGUUGGAGCAUUGUUAUAAAAUAGACGAUGAUUAUACACAACAACUACUAACAUACGAACUCAAGAAUUUUAGUGAACAGACAUCACUGAGUUUAGCUAUGGUAGCGAACCAUCGUGAAUUUAUUGCACAUACAUGUUGUCAGGUUCUACUGAAUGACUUGUGGAUUGGUGGUCUCAGAAUGAGAAAAAAUACCACAUUUAAGGUGAUAUUUGGAAUAUUUAUACCGUUUACAAUCGGUUUAUUAGAAUUCAAGAGUAAAGAAGAACUACAACUUAUGCCGCAGACAAUGGAAGAACAUUUGGAAGAUUUAGCAGAUGCUGAUAGUACAUUAGAUCAUAUGUAUGCCUCGUUUGAGGAAGAACAGAAUGAAUUUGGAGAUGAUCUUGAGACGAGUUUUAACCAGGGUCAACCAGGAGCAACAAAUCCCACGAAAGAAAAUGGUACAGUUGUCCAUGAUACCAGCAUCAUAUCCCAGUUACCAUUCCGGAAGAAGAAGAGUCCACUACGAUUGGGAAAGAAAGUUUAUGAAUUCUACAAUGCUCCUGUUACUAAAUUCUGUGCUCAUACUAUUGCUUAUUUGACGUUUUUAGUUUUGUUUGGUUACACUGUUCUAGCUCAAAUACAGACUGGUAUAAAAUGGCAGGAAAUAUAUGUCAUGUCGCAUAUAUUUACGUUAGCUAUAGAAAAAAUAAGACAGAUUAUUGCUUCAGAACCAGUGAAGAUAACAAUGAAGAUUCGGGUGUUCUGGGAAAGGAUAUGGAAUGUUUGGGACACGAUAGCUAUUUUAUUGUUUACUGUGGGUGUUGUCUUCCGUAAUUUCUCAUCACUUUUACCUGCAGCUCACAUAAUUUAUACAGUAGACAUUGUAUUUUGGUUAGUUCGUAUCCUGGAAAUUCUCAGUGUCAAUAAAUAUUUGGGGCCUUAUGUGAAGAUUAUUGGAAAAUUGAUUGUAGAUAUGGCAUAUUUUUUGGUGAUAUUAUUUAUUGUGGUUACUAGUUUUGGAAUUGUUCGUCAAUCUGUUCACUUUCAACAUAAACCUGUUGAUUGGCACUAUGCUUUACGUAAUAUCUGGUUCUAUCCAUACUGGAUGAUAUAUGGAGAAUUGUUUGCUGAUGAAAUUGAUCCCUGUGAUGAAGCUGAGAAUUGUGUUUAUGCUGCUUGGGUGGCACCAGCUCUUAUGUUUCUGUUUCUACUGGUGGCCAAUAUCCUCAUGGUUAAUCUACUCAUUGCCAGAUUCAAUGCUACAUUUAUUCGUAAUAAUGCCAUUUCAAGGGAGAUAUGGAAGUUUCAACGAUAUACUUUAAUCAUCGAAUACGAGAUGCGUCCUAUUUUACCCCCUCCACUUAUCAUCUUCAACCAUAUAUAUUUAGCUUUUAAAUAUUUAGGUAGAAGAUGUAAGGGAAAAAGAGAAUAUUUUGACAAUGGUUUAAAAUUGUUUUUAUCUCAUGAAGACACAGAAAAAUUACACGAUUUUGAAGAAGAAUGUGUUGAAGAUUAUUUCCGUGAGAAGGAGAUGAAAUUUCAAUCGUCGUCUGAAGAACGAAUUCGAUUAAUCAGUGAAAGGUCUGAGAACAUGGCUUUAAAAGUGGAUGAUAUGAAUCAGAAAGAGAACACUAUUAAACUUUCACUACAGACAGUGGAUUAUAGACUCACAAAACUAGAAGAAAUAGCCUUGCAGACAUCGGAAACAUUAAACCUACUUCAACGCAUGAUGACGCGACGUAACUCAACUCAUAGUUUAGGUGUACCUGGUGGCAGCUUUAGCCACUGUUCUAUGGAAGAUAUUCCCAUAAGUCUAUCUUUGUCAAUGGACAGUAAUAAAAAUGCUGGUGACGCAAGUGAGACCCUCAUGCGUAGUCAGCCCUCCCCGAUUCUAGUUCACUCAAAACGUCCAGUACAGCAAGAUCAGUUGCAAAAAUUUACUAACUAUAUUCGUGGACGUCAUCUCAGUGGUGAAACUUAUUCUCAGAUGCCAUCAGAAGAUGCUGCAGAUACUGUAGUAGCUUCAUUUGCUGCAGAUGCUGCAGUUGAACCACCAAACAUUUCAACAGAAUCAGCUGUUGUAAUUUGUUCAGAGCCUGGCGACAAUCUCAAUGACAAUAAUUCUUAUAGUCAUGCUAAUUUAUUACAACGACGACAUGGACCAGCUCAGCUUUCACUCAAUAUUAAAACUAAAUCACCUUCUAUACGCAAAACUAGUGAUGUCGUAAGUCCAGUGCAACUUGUGUCUUCAAGUCUAGAAACACCCAAACAAGGUAAUUUAUCAGAUUCGUCAGUGCCGAAAGUUAUGUUCAGCACAGCAAAGAUGCCAUCAGAAACAAACACAGCAACUCAGGCAAUGGAAAAACCCGAUACUCUAAGCAUACCAGAAACUGGAGAGAUACGACGAAAAUUAUCUGAGCAUUCCAUUGUUGCUGUGACACCCGUCUCUCCUGAAGUACAUCCCCUUACUCCAAACAUAUCUGUCCCAAUAACAUUUAUUAGUCCAGAUCCAAGCUUAAUUCCUCAAUCAGCCGUCAAAGACCUGACCUCAAUUUUGACCCCAUUGAUCUCGGAGUACACAUCAAUAACUGAUGAAAUCGACACUUCCUGUAUCAAAGACCGAAGUCCGCAAAGAAGUCCUACCACUUCUGGCAUUUUCUUUGGAGAAAAUUAUCCGGCUCUUAAAAGCAAGGAAACACCGGCAUCGAAAUCUGAAAAAGUAGCUUUGAAACAAGCAGAGGAGGUCGGUAAGCGCAAGAUGCAAAAAUUAAUUCGGCAUCGUUUACGACAAAUAUCUCAAGAUGAAACGGACAGUAUAAGUGACAUGGCAAAAUUAGCUGUCUCUGAAUUAUCUAAUGAUGAACAUCAUGAGCUACACGACGAAGAGGAAGAAGAGGAUGAAAAUGGCGAACAUGAUACGGAUAACGAUAGCACAUUUUUUGAACCAAUAGAAAUCAAGGUUCAUUCGGCUAGUCAAGAUGAACCUACUCACCCUAGUCUAAGUUAAUAUACGGUGAUGGUUAAUUCAAUGAAUAUUAGUAAUUAAAAUUGUGUAGUUAUAUUGAAUUUAUUAAAAUAAAUUAAACAAUUAAAUUAAUUGUUAAAUUAAAUUGACCUAACAAACAAAUUAAUAUAUUUAAUGAAGUUUUUAAUUUACUGUGUAUUAUAUAAUACGUGUACAUACAUUUCGUGACAUAUAUAUAUAUGUAUAUUGUCAAUAUAUAUAUAUAUUUUAUGUAUUUUCAGAAACAAACAGAUUUUAUUUUACAUAUAAUAAUCUAAUUUUUAUUUGCCAUAUUGAUAUCACAAUUUUUUUGUAUUAUGGAUCACUUGAUUUUAACAAUGGAGUUAUCUUUAUCUAGA